This is a messenger RNA of Neocloeon triangulifer, 1069 nucleotides long. RefSeq names its product ganglioside GM2 activator-like. Bases 11 to 829 code for a protein of 272 amino acids. Gene Ontology annotation, molecular function: lipid carrier activity; enzyme activator activity. The record is from RefSeq and is a predicted model, not a curated record. Gene Ontology annotation, cellular component: cytoplasmic side of plasma membrane. Gene Ontology annotation, biological process: lipid transport; ganglioside catabolic process. Lineage: Eukaryota; Metazoa; Arthropoda; Insecta; Ephemeroptera; Baetidae. The transcript is spliced from 4 exons.
AUCGCGAAGGAUGAGGUCGGCGACGGUGAUGCUGAGUGCGGCUGCGGUGGGCAUGCUGCUGGUCGCUGGAGCAUCGGCCAAUCUUAAACCUGAAGAGAAGGAAGAACUUGGAGCUCUGGUUCUCAAAUCGCUCAUUUCGGCCCUUGCAAAUGGUCAGAGCUUCAACAUGGACUUGGGCGCCGAAGAGCCCCUUGCAAAGUCAAGCAGAAUCGUCAGGGCAGUGCCAGUCGCCAAGCAGCAACCGCGACCCACUCUCUUGAGUGCCUUCGCUGGUGCGAGGAAGCCGCGGUCAGGCACCGCAUCGCUCGAAUGGCGGUCCUGCGGCAGCAAAAAGGACCCGAUGCAGCUGCAGAAACUUGAGAUUUUGCCAAAUCCAGUCAAGGUACCUGGAAUGAUGAGGGCAGAAAUGGCUCUGCUUGUUAAAGAGGUCAUCAACCCGCCUAUAAAGAUUGCAGUUCGCGUAGAGAAAGAGGUGCCUCUGCCCCUUGGAUUGGGAACCACCUGGGUCGAGUUGCCUUGCCCGGGUGAUUCAUGCUCUGUUCCCAACGUUUGUGCCCCAGAAAUACUCCCGAGAGACGGAUCUCUUUGCCCCGCACCUUCUACAGACGGUCUUCCAGCCAACUAUACUUCGACUGCCUACUGGCGAGAAUGCGCUUGCCCCAUUCCAAAGGGUCUGUAUGCAAUGCCUCCUCUUGAAUUCAACAUCACUAGCCCUGCAGCCGUUUUACCCGACUACUUGCUCAACGGAGGUUUCUAUGUGAAAAUGAGACUCUCAAGGCACAAGCGACGCCUGGCCUGCUUUGAAACACAACUUGAUCUCGACCUUUAAAUUUUGGAGAAGAAUUAAAACUGAACGCUUUCUUAUACUGAUAUUUUUUCUAUUUUUAUGUGUAUUUAUUAUGAAUGUAUUUUUGAUGUCUAACAUUAAAGCAAUAGACUUCCUGAAUGGAUAUACAUGAUGUUUUUGUGUAAAAUAAUAAAAUUUAAACUUAAAUACUUUAAUACUUGUAUUAAUAUCAGGUUUUUUUGCAGAUUUAAAUUAAAAUAAAUAUAAAAUACAAAACUAAAA